AUGGCCAUUGUCUCCAUGGGGGUUGUGAUGAUGUCCCAGAUGUGGAUGCUGAGAUGGGUCAUGCUACUGAUGGGGCUCCAGCUGACACAAGCAGGUUGGAUGACUAUAAUCAGUUUUGUUUUCUCAUUUGACAAUAUUAUUGCACUAUAUUACACAACAUGUGCAACCCCCAGUACUACUUCGUUCCCUGACAUGACAAAUCUCAUUGUAACUACAGUUGUACCGAAUCCUGACCAUCGGUUCACAUGCAGCACAUGGGGAAAUUUCCACUUCAAGACCUUUGAUGGUCAUUUCUUUCAAGUGCCAGACACGUGCAACUACAUUCUGGCCAGUUUGUGCAACAGAGAGCUGAUUUCUGAUUUUAACAUUAAAAUUCAAAGAAAGAUUGUAAAUAACUCAGUCACUUUCAGCAAAAUCACAGUAGAUCUUCAGGGGACAGUCAUUGAACUCACCAACGACAAUAUCAUCAUGGACAAACAAGUGUUGUAUAAUGCAACACAUAAGAAUGGAAUUACAGUCAUGUUGAGUACAUCAAGUGUUAAGAUCUCUAACAAUCAUGGGGUGAAUGUCUUUUGGGAGAAGGACCAAUCUUUAUUGAUUGAACUUCCGGAAAAGUACCAAAACCAGACCUGUGGACUUUGUGGAAACUUCAAUGGCAACAAGACUGAUGAUUCAUUUGACAACGGUUUGGCCACAUGGAAAGUGCCUCUAUUAGAAUCUUGUGAGGACGUCAUAAUUCAACCUAAUGAUCAGUGCAAAAACCAGACAAGCGUUUGCCAGCAGUAUCUCCGCAGUCCAGGGUUUGAUGACUGUUACAAUGUGAUGGACAUGGGUUCAUUUGAAAAAGCCUGUGAAGUCGACCUGUGUCAGUGUUACGCCAAUCACGACUGUCUCUGCAACACGCUCACAGAGAUUUCACGACAAUGCACUCAUGCUGGAGGAAUACCAGGAACAUGGAGGACAGAACAGCUCUGUCCAAAGACAUGUCCUCUGAACCUGCAAUAUCUGGAGUGUGGGAGUCCGUGUAAGAACACCUGCUCAGAUCCAGAUGCAAAUCAGCGGUGUAAAGAGCACUGUGUGGAUGGCUGUUUCUGUCCUGUUGGUACGGUUGAGGAUGACAUUGGUCAGAGUGGCUGUGUUAAUGUAAAUGAAUGCCCUUGUGAACAUGACGGCACAGUAUAUCGAUCAGGAGAGUCUUACAAACAAGCUUGCAAAAAAUGUAAGUGCACUGCUGGACGCUGGACUUGUACAUACCUGGAUUGUCCCGGAAUCUGCUCUGUUGUUGGAGGGUCUCACGUCACCACUUAUGAUGGAAAGACCUUUACCUUCAGCGGCAACUGUGACUACAUCCUCACUAAGCACUCUAAUGACAGUGGCAUUGCAGUUGUGGGAAAUCUGGCACAGUGUGAUUGGGGCCGAUCAGACACAUGUCUAAAUUCAGUUACCCUUGUCAUCUCAGGGACCACUAUUAGUUUUUCCUCCAGUGGUGCUGUGACACUGAAUCGAAACAGUCCAUAUAAGCUUCCUGUGACCACAGGUCCUGUGAGCAUCUUCCAGCCCUCUUCCUCCUUCAUCAUUGCUGAUAUGAAGAGUCUUCGUCUAGAGAUACAGUUGGCUCCAGUCAUGCAGUUGUAUAUUGUAGCCAGCACUGAAGAGAAAGGAAAGAUGAGUGGUCUGUGUGGAAACUAUAAUGAUGUCCAAUUAGAUGACUUCAGAAUAGAGUCGGGCAUCACAGAGGGCACACCAAUACCCUUUGUCAACUCUUGGAAACCAAACAGUUGUCCAAAUCUUGAAAACACAUUUGACAACCCCUGUAGUCUGCAUUCAGAGAUAGAGAAGGUAGCUAUUAACUGGUGUUCCCAUCUUACCGACCCAAAUGGAGUAUUUUCUGCAUGUCAUUCAGAAAUAUCUUCUGAGAUUUACUACCAAGUGAUGGUGUGCCCCUAUGACACAUGCAAAUGGUGGCAGUAUAGCGUUAACGAGUGGCGAAUGUAUGUGUGCAAGGCCGUGUCCAACUAUGCCCACACCUGUGCUGCCAGAGGAAUUAUUCUCCAGGGCUGGAUGGAUUCUUGACCCUGCACAGUGACUAAGUGUUCAGCCAACAUGAAGUACUCCUACGGCGUGACCAGCUGUGGCAGCACAUGCCACUCUCUUAGUGUACAAGAUAGCACCUGCCAAGGGUCCUUCACACCUGUAGAUGGUUGUGUAUGUCCUGAGGACACCUACCUCAAUGAUGUCAGGAAGUGUGUGCCUGCUGACCAGUGUCCUUGUUACAGUGGCAACCAGGUCAUAGAACCAUCAGGAAUAAUCUACAAUAAUGGUGUUAAAUGCACCUGUAACCUUGGCAAAUUACACUGCUCCAGCCAAGAAGAUUGUGAGGAUCCAAUGGUCUUCUUCAACUGCUCAAAUUAUGAACAAGGACGCAAAGGGACAGAGUGUCAGAGGACAUGUGAGAAACAAGACCCCAACAAUUGUGUGAGUACGGGGUGUGUAUCAGGGUGUAUGUGUCCAGAUGACCUUCUGGCUGAUGGAAAAGGUGGGUGUGUGAAGAGGACAAACUGCACCUGUGUCCACAACGGACUCAGCUAUUCACCUGGAGAGCAAGUUCAAGAGGACUGUAACACCUGCACAUGCACAAAUGGGAUGUGGACUUGUACUGAAAAGGCAUGCUACGGCACCUGUACCAUCUACGGUGAAGGUCAUUUCAGGACUUUUGAUGGCAGGAGAUACUCCCUCUACAGAGAAUGCGAACACACCAUAGCCCGUGAUAAUUGCAAUAUGGACCAGACUCUCUCCUUCAGCCUUGUCACACAGAACAAAUUCUGUGAGACCACCAACACCAUCUGCAAGUCUAUCAGUCUCGAAUUUGGGAGAUAUGAGAUACUUUUAUCAGAGGAUGGAGUCAAAGUUGUUGAAAGCAACGGCACUGAUUACCAAUAUAAGAUCCAUUCUGCUGGAAUAUAUGUUGUCACAGAGGUCAAAGGUCUUUUGAACUUAAUCUGGGACAAUAAAACAAGUUUAAUGCUUCAACUCGAUCCCAUUUUGUGGGGGGGGGUGUGUGGUGUGUGUGGUGUUUUUGAUUUUAAUGAUGGUAAUGCGAAAAAUGACUUUAUGAAGCACAAUGGAGAAGUGGUGACAGAUCCAGAAGAUUUUGGAAAUAGCUGGAAGGUGAAUCCCGACUGCCCAGAUGUGACAAACAUGAUAAAUGUUUGUAAAGAAAAUCCACAUCGGAGAGUCUGGGCUGUAAAACAGUGCAGCAUAAUAACAACUGAUGUCUUUAAAGACUGCCAUGCACUUUCUGUCCCAAAGCUUGCAGACUUCAUGAAGGCUAAAAAAGAUGAAUUUGCUGACGUUGCUAACUUGAACAUCUACAACAACUACAGUGUCAGCCACAACUCCUACAACUACUACCACUACUACUGUAACACCACCAUCUACAACUACAAUUACUACAGUGUCAACCAAACCUACUACAAUACCUACUACCACUACUACUGUAACACCACCAUCAACAACAGGAACAUCAACUGCUAUCUCUACAACAACUACAGUGUCAACCACAACUCCUACAACAACUACCACUACUACUGUAACACAACCAUCGACAACAGGAACAUCUACUGCUAG
Cyprinus carpio (common carp) is the source of this 3627-nucleotide messenger RNA. Its product is annotated as mucin-5B-like. The record is from RefSeq and is a predicted model, not a curated record. NCBI's taxonomy places the organism in Eukaryota, Metazoa, Chordata, Actinopteri, Cypriniformes, Cyprinidae. Gene Ontology annotation, molecular function: protein binding; peptidase inhibitor activity. Gene Ontology annotation, cellular component: extracellular matrix.